Solea solea (common sole) is the source of this 3270-nucleotide messenger RNA. RefSeq names its product adiponectin receptor 1a (gene adipor1a). The transcript has 8 exons. Gene Ontology annotation, molecular function: signaling receptor activity. The record is from RefSeq and is a predicted model, not a curated record. Gene Ontology annotation, cellular component: plasma membrane. Bases 218 to 1339 code for a protein of 373 amino acids. Gene Ontology annotation, biological process: adiponectin-activated signaling pathway. NCBI's taxonomy places the organism in Eukaryota, Metazoa, Chordata, Actinopteri, Pleuronectiformes, Soleidae.
CGUGUCCUUUUAAACGAAAUGGUCACAGUCCGUGUGAGUAGAUUAGAGUGUAAAACGGUUGUUGCAGUUUGCUGCCGUCGAACUGAAAUUGGUGUUAGUUUAGGUUAGAUUGACAGAACAGCGUCGGCUGCACAGCGCUAGCUAAGAGGAGGAAACUGAAGUGUGCGGUCUCAAGUCGCAUACAGAGAUUGUGAGUGGGUCAUCAGGCAGUCUCCCUAUGUCAGGCCGAAACGGGUCUGCAAGUGAUGCAGACUGUCGGAUCUCUGAGGACUGCCAUGUCCCAGAUGUUGAGCUGAUGGAGCUGGGGCCGCUGCUGGAGGAAGGAGGGGCAGCAUCUAAAGGCGGCCAUGCAGAGGGAGCUGCAAUGCUUGCUGAUGAGGAAGAUGAUGAUGAAGAGGUGGGAGACGUCUUGACCUUACCACUUCAGGCUCACCAUGCCAUGGAGAAGAUGGAGGAGUUUGUACACAAGGUUUGGGAGGGACGUUGGAGGGUCAUCCCUUUUCAUGUCCUGCCUGAGUGGCUUAAGGACAACGAUUACCUCUUGCAUGGACAUCGACCCCCUAUGCCAUCCUUCAGGGCCUGCUUUGGAAGCAUCUUCAGAAUUCACACUGAAACAGGAAAUAUCUGGACUCACCUGUUAGGGCUGAUCCUAUUCAUUUGUCUGGGCACAUUAACCAUGUUGAGGCCCAACAUGUAUUUUAUGGCCCCACUGCAAGAGAAAGUGGUGUUUGGAAUGUUCUUCCUGGGAGCUGUGCUCUGCCUCAGCUUCUCCUGGCUCUUUCAUACCGUCUACUGCCACUCCGAGAAAGUGUCUCGCACCUUCUCCAAACUUGACUACUCGGGCAUUGCCCUCCUGAUCAUGGGCUCGUUCGUGCCCUGGCUGUACUACUCAUUCUACUGUUCCCCACAGCCACGACUUAUCUACCUCACCAUUGUCUGUGUCCUUGGCAUUGCUGCCAUCAUAGUGGCCCAGUGGGACCGUUUCUCUACACCUCGUCACAGACCUACACGAGCAGGGGUGUUCAUGGGACUAGGAUUAAGCGGCAUCGUCCCCACCAUGCACUUCACCAUUGAGGAGGGUUUUGUUAAGGCCACCACAGUCGGCCAGAUGGGCUGGUUCUACCUGAUGGGUGCCAUGUAUAUCACUGGUGCUGGUCUGUAUGCAGCAAGGAUCCCUGAACGCUAUUUCCCUGGAAAGUGUGACAUCUUGUUCCAUUCUCAUCAGAUUUUUCAUGUCCUGGUCGUGGCAGCAGCGUUCAUUCAUUUCUACGGCGUUUCCAAUCUGCAGGAGUUUCGCUAUGGCCUCGAGGGAGGAUGCACAGAUGACACUCUGCUCUGAGAUCCUGACUGUGACUUACUCAUGCUUUUCUUUAUAGCCCCAUAAGCAACACAAACACACACACAGCAUUUUUCCACUAUACAUUCCCAGCAUGGUGUAACUCGGCACGUUUUCUUUGCUUUUCCAUUAGUGAUAGUACCUGGACCUGGUACAUUUUUUUUUUUUAGUACCUGAGGCAUUAGCAAGAUGUCCGACACAACAAUCAAACCUAAAAAAUGCCGAACUAUAGAUCUAUUAAAAACUCUUGAGAACUUGCGUUAAUCUCCGACAUUUUACAAGGAAAUGUCUAAAAUCCUCAAUAUUUAACAAAGGAGUCUGGUGUAUUUAGCGACAGCACCGCUGAAAGCCUGUGAUUGUGAGCGGCGAACAUCUGUGUGAUUGUGUCAGACGGAGUCUGUGCUCCGGUCAUGCAGGAAGUACGAUUCUGUGAACAAAUCUUUUUAAUUAACUGAUUCUAAUGAUUCAGUACAUCGAAAAAACUUCUUUACAAGUCACUAGUUUGUGAGUGUUGAGUGUAAGUCACUGCAGUUUCAUGCAGCUGUGCAGUGAUGACUCCGCCCACGUUGAGAAGGUACUAUAGAAAUGGAAAACAAACUGAACUGUGUAAAGUCGUGCCGUGCCAUGCCGAGGCGAGCGGUGCUGGGAUUAUGUAGUGGAAAAGCGCCAAUACACACACACACACACACACACACACCCCUACACUUACACGUGCUGCUGGAAUUGAGUAUAGUCCCUAAUAUUGCUCCUUCUGUAUGUCUGAUUUGCAAAUAUCCUUUUUGGGUUUUGGUGGUCUGUCUAAUUUGGCUCCUUUUUGCUCCAAUAAAGUAGCAUUAACUAGCCAAUGAACUAUGGAGGGAAUCUUAAACGGGCAGAGCAGAGCGUCUUUUAAAUUUAUGAAGCUUCAAGUCUGCGUUUUCAAGCGAAGUCAAAAUGGGACUUUUACCAAAUCAAUUAUUACUGUAAUGUUUCUGUUCACCUUUUAGAAACUCUCUAGUAGCCCAGCUUCACCCGUCUGUUACAAUUAUUUUAGAGAGUUGUUGUGCUGUAGCAGGGAGCACUAGUUAUAAACCAUUCCUUUUAUCCCUCCCAGUUGACAUGCAGAUUAGAGGACCAUCUGACGGAAAUAGGAGUCCAGGACCAUGUAGGUGAUUCAGGCCUAAACACACCUCUGUUUGUAUAUUUGAGGAGAGUCAAUAAAUACACACAUACACUGUGUAAGGAUGUCACCAGAUAUCCAUAUCAACAAAAACAGUACAACUUUUCAUUUAAACCUGUGAGACCAGGCUCACGCCAUAGUAAAAGUUCUUCAAAAUCCCAAUGAAACAUAAUAAUAAAUGUCAUUACAAAAGAAACAUGGAGCUUAAAUCCACUAUUUGGGGCUUACAGGUGUGUCUGAGUAAUGAGGGAUGUAGUGUUAAUCAGAUUUUUACCUGAAUAAAUCAGUGGGCUGGAUAUUUCCUUGUUUGACUUUUAUACUGGAAUUCCUGCUUUGAUCAGCAAUAGUCUCAAGUGAUUUUCAAAUGUCACUGAAAGGCUGUAAAGGUUUGUAGCUUCUGUGGGGAAAUGUAUGAGUUUAGAUCAGAUUAGAUUAAAAUGCUGAGGUGAAAAAACACCUAGCAUAAUUUUUCAGUCAGAAAACACUCAUUAACUCAUUUCUAGGGUAAUUUUUCCUGGGCUACGCACAAUGUAUAGAUCUGGAUUGGUCUAAUUGUUUUGCAAGGUAAUGUAUUUUUUCCUUUUGUGCUAGAUUACAGAUGCAAUGAGAGGUGUAAAUAUUCAAUGCACCUUGGUGUAUAACAUGGAAUUCUAAACUUUAAAUCACUAUAUGGGGUUUAAAAUGUGUUAUGUAUGAUUGAUAUAAACUUUUAGUAUUCCUGUGCCUUAGGCCAAUGGAAAUGUUUUUAAAUAAAAUGGCCUAUCUUAACUGUCAA